GUUAUGAAACAAAUGGCGACUGAACGUCGCAUUCAAUUGAUUUGUCUGUGGGAUUCUAAUUUUGCAGGAAUGGGCCAUGAAUGUUUCCAGCGACAACAAUAGCGACCCAGUGGCCAAUGUUACGGACCACGGGGCCAAUUUUGACAACGGUGGACGCGCAGACGUUAUACUUUUUAUUUUUGCCAGUUGUGCACUUGGAGCACUUGUUCGUCAGAUUAUACGGAGCAUAAAGAUUGCUCUUCCAUACACCGUGGUGCUGUUACUGUUGGGCAUGUUGUUUGGCCUUGUGUCCAAAAAGGUUCCCGUUUUGCAACGCUAUGUGGCCAUUGUGGAUACAAACCCCCAUGUCAUUCUCUUCGUCUUUCUGCCUGUGCUUAUCUUUGAGUCGGCCUUCGCCAUGGAGGUGCACACAUUCAAGAAAUGUUUCUUCCAAGUGCUGCUGUUGGCAGUGCCAGGGCUUGCCCUGAUGGCCCUGUUGACCUGCAUCUUGGCGCUGUACCUAUUCACCUACGGCUGGGACUGGAACAUCGGAAUGAUGUUUGGCUCCAUCCUCAGCGCAACAGACCCUAUCGCAGUCGUAGCCAUUCUCCGAGACAUUGGUGCCUCCAAGAAGCUGGCCAUGGUGACCGAAGGGGAGUCUCUUCUGAAUGAUGGCGCUGCCAUCGUCCUUUUCAAAGUAUUCCUCAACCUGGCUACAUCAACCACACCUAGUAACGGUGGGCAGAUAGUCCUGUCCUUUCUGCAAGUGGCACUGGGAGGUCCAGCGUUCGGCUUACUCAUGGCCAAACUCACCCUGUUCUGGCUGUCUCGGAUCUUCAAUGAUGCUCUGGCCGAGAUCACCAUUACACUUGCAGCAACCUACAUCACAUUCUACGUUGGUGAGGAGUUCCUCGGUGUGUCUGGAGUUUUGGCUGUAGUGGUGUUGGGAGUUGUGAUGAGCAGCAAGAGAACCAGUAUCAGCCCCGAGGUGGAAACUUUCUUACAUCGGUUCUGGGAGACUCUGGCCUAUUUGGCCAACACUCUGAUCUUCAUCCUGGUGGGUGUGAUCAUCUCGGAGAAGGUCAUCUACAAGAUACACGGCACUGACUGGUUCUUCAUGUUCGCUCUCUACUUCGGCCUCAACGUCAUCAGAGGUCUGGUGAUAGGUCUGAUGUGUCCUCUACUGCAACACAUUGGUUACGGGAUGACAUGGCAGGACGGGCUGGUGUUGACGUGGAGCGGUCUGCGAGGGGCAAUAGGACUCACCCUAGCUCUGCUGGUGUGGGAGGACCCUAGGUUGAAUCAAGACACAGUCAGGCACAAGGUGCUGAUCCAUGUGGCUGGGGUUGUGUUUCUGACGCUGCUCAUCAACGCUACGACCAUCCACCCUCUCCUCCGCCUCCUGGGCAUGAGUGACGUGUCGGCAGCCAAAAGGAUGGCCAUGGCGAGUGCUCUGCGCUUUAUACAGGACCUCAGACAGAAGACACUGAACAUGCUGAAAACUGACAGGUUUCUGGCGGACGCUGACUGGGAGAUGGUGGAGAAGGCGUGUGAGAUCGAGGACCCUUACAAAACAACAAGGGAGGAGGCUGACCUUGACGAGUCCCUGCUGGAGAUCCGCCCCAACUCGGUGUGUCCGGAGUGUGAGUGCUCCCUGCCCAGUCAACCCACACAGAAGGAGCUUCGUGACAUGACCAACGAGGCAAUACUCAGAAUGUUAAAAGCAGAAAAGCUGAGCUACUGGAGGCAGUUUGAGCAGGGCAUGCUGUCUCGGGAGGCGGUGCAGAAGUUGCAGGAGUGUGCGGAGUGUGCCGCCGAUGGGAAGGGGAUGUUCAUUGACGUGGAUGAGGUGAAGAAGUCGUGGGAAGUACCGUCCCUUCUCAUCCGAGUUAAACGUAAACUGAAGGAGGUGAUCCGCAAGCGCCCAGUAAACAUCCGAGGCGACGUUCCCCACACGCAGGUGCUCCACCAGAUUACCACACACUGGGUGUUCAACGUAGUCAUCUACGUCCUCAUCGGCUUCGACACCAUCAGCUCCACGCUUGCCAUCGUGGCUGAAUACGUCCUCAUCUUCGCAGAUUACAAGAUUAUUCUACAGCUUCUUAAUGUAUUCUUGGUCCUUGUGUACAUUACUGAGGUCAUAUUGAAGCUGAUACCACAGGGGAGAUCCUUCCUCAGCAUCAUCUGGCAGGUGCUCAGUCUCUUCAUCAUCGGCCAUGGUAUCAUCGAUGCCAUCCUGCAGUUUUCCCUAGCAUCACUGGACACGGGCCACAACAAGCCCGUGCGGAAUACACUGGUUGUCUUCAUCAUCCUCCGGGCUGUCAGGCUGCUGCGACUUGUAGAGCCGCUGCUGCCUUUGCUUCUGAUGAUGGUCAAGACGAGGAUCAGCUUGCAUCUGAGCUAUGGCUAUGACCUGGGACGGGGGUUCGUGGCGGGGGAGGACGAGGUCCGGAAGCUGAUAGACCACAUGGUAGACAGCAAGGACAUCGCCAAGCAGCUGAAGGGACAUGUGGAUGACUGCAGGCUGGAGGUCAUCAGGUGUCUCGGGCAUCUGCAAAAGCAGCACCCAGACAUAGCGCUGUCGGCCAAGACACGGCAGGCUAUCCGCAGCGUCCUCAACAACCUGCGUGACGGCAUCCAUGAGCUGUGGGAGGACGGCAUCCUGCAGGAAGCAGAGGGGGAGAAACUCAAGAAGAUGGUGGAGAUAAAGAUGAAGCGCCUGCUGAAUGCCCCGCCCACCAUCCCGCUCCCUGAACCCGAGAAGAUGCUCAACAACGUCACCUGGAUGCAUAACGAUGAGAAACUCAUCGACUAUAUGAAGAGUCGAGCCAAGCUGGUGUCCUAUGAUUAUGGUGACAUCAUCUUGAAGCAGGGAGACGCCACCAGUGGCAUCUUCAUCAUUGUGUCGGGAAUGGUCAGGCUGGAGACCAGCAUCAAGCAGAAGGCCACAUCUUCACACAAGAUACACCCCCUUUCUGAGACGAAGAUCAUAGACUUCAUGACCACCGGCAACAUCAUCGGAGAGAUGGGCCUCCUGACACAGAGACAGAGAGUGGCAACAGUCCGAUGUGACACAGCUGUGCAGCUCCUGUUUAUCAGCUCGGAGGACAUGGAACAGGGGAUUAUAGAGUUUGCCGACUCCGAGCCGUCGCUGGAGUACCGUCUGUGGAAGGUCUGUGCAAUCCGUCUUGCUACCGGUGUUCUCAUGGACCAGCCCGGGUAUCAGGGUCUGACGAAGGAGAAGAUCAAACUGAGACUGGAGAACGCAUACCUGACCGACAUCCGAGACGGCAUCACCUUCUCCAUCGACUCCUCCAUGGCUGAUGUGGUGCUCAUCAAUGGCUUCGCGCAGAACGCCUACACGCGGGAGCAGUUCGUGGGGCCAUGCUACAUCCCCUGGACAGUGCUCAAGCUCAACUUACAGCCGGAGAAAGGUCCGUCUCCCAUUGUCCUGGUGGUACCAAGUGAGCUUGGCCAAGUCGCCCCAGUAGCAGAGCGGCGCCUGUCAGCGCACGACAUCCGCAGCGAACAUGGGGCUUACCUUUCGUCCCUCUCCCGCCUCUGUCUGAGACACGCCUCCAUCCAGCGCAACGUCAUGGAAAUGGAUAAAAAGGGUCCUCUUGGUCACAGACACAGCGUGACGCACUUCCUGUCCCGACGGUUAUCACGUGACUCAAGCAAGGGAGACAACCGCGUCAAUGGGCUGGCUAAUGGUUAUAGUCAAGGCGAGACUCCAUGCAGAUCAAUGCUCGGGAAACGAAUGUCGACGCCCGCAUGUAUUGAAACCCACCAGAGGAAAGCCCUCCUGAACAUCUCCAGCACGUCCAUGCCGCUGCCAGACUCCAGCCAAGACUACCUCAGUGAAGACGAUUCCAUAAGUCUCCCCGGCUCCGCCGAGUCCAUCACAAAUGAAGACACCUCCACACCCAACAUCGGUCGGAGACGCGGUUCCAGUGGAGUUAUUAUUACCGAUAUCCUCCAUGGGGGGCACCAUCUCCCCCUUGGCCCUCGGAGGAGUUCAGACAUCGACCCCAAUGACACCUCCGGCUUCGGGCAGCAUAGGAGCUCGGAUAUUCUUCAUGACCACCGUCUGAGUCCCCUUCCCACAACCAUGGAAGAAAAUGAAUCCGAUGUGAGUGACACAUGUUCAGUUGAGAGGCCUGUGGAUACAGAGGAGAGACCACUGCGGGCACUUGGAGGCGGAAGUGGCUCUCAUUUUGAACAGUGUGAUGCCUCAGUAUCGAUUGAUGUCUCGGAUGAUGUGUUCGAGGAGACGGUGGAGGACGAUAUUCCUCGCAUGCAGAAUGGUCCUGUGAUGGAUAACGGAUCUUUGAAGAGGAAUGGUCCUGUGAGAAAGAAUGGAAUUGUAAAGCAGAACGGAUCCGUGAAGAAGGUUGAUGUGGCUGUUGGGUAUGGUGUUGGCUCCAGUCAGCUGAUGGAGCUAGAUGGUGAAGCCUCCAGUCAACCGUUGGAGCCAGUCCAGAGCUCCACUGGAGUUGAAAUCAUUGUGCAUCAGCUAGAUCUACCACACACAGAGGAAACGAACCUGUAGGAAGGAGAUAUUUGUCGAAACUGUAAAAGAGGUCAGGCAGCAUGACUUUUUCAUCAAGACUUGGUCAAAAUUAAUAUGCUGGAUACAUACUUUGAUACUAAUUACACACUAGAGGAUGACUAGCUAGUACAAGGUGCACUGUAAAUACUUGCAAUGCUUGGCCUUUUUGAGGAAUCUGAAACAUGUAUUCAUCAUGAAAAAUAACCUCCAUUCAUUGUUUGUUUUCAUAUAUUCUGAUCUUCCAUGGAUUAUUCAGAAAUGUCUUUAUGUGACAUUGACCUGGUUUUGACAGACGUUACCUAUACCUGAUGUAAAAUUGGUACAAGAACAAUGUAGCUUCAUACGAUAUCAAGUUCUUUGAAAGGGUGCAUGCAGUGAUAGGCAACCAAACAAUGCUCACAUGUUUGUCAGAGUAGCAGAUACUACUGGUAGAGCAGGACAGGCUUACCCUUUUCAUGAACACCCUUUUCAGUGAUCCAUUCUUAGAAUUUACAUCACUUAUUUCCAUUGUACACCCUGUGGCAUCUGUUUCGGAAGAUACAAAAACAUUCUUUCAAAAAUCAGCUUUGGUUUCUGUGUUUCAAAAUAGCUGAAAAUGAAUAUUUCAAAAUAUUAAAUACAAGAUUCACUUUUAAAACAUUGCUAUUGUAUAUGGCAACAUAUAGCAUGUGUCUAGGUGUAUACAUAGGAACAGCUUUAGGAUAUAUAGGACAUAAAGGAUAUAUAUUUCCACCUCCGAGCCAAUGUUUCUGUUAUUGGUAGUGAGACAGUGUAUGAAAUGGGGACGCUACACCAGGAGGAAUCAGUUUCUUGUUUGAAUGUGUUAUUAUGCGAAUCAUGUCAACACUUCAGCUGUUUUCAUUUUCAAUCCUUUACAAAUAACGGAAAUUGUGAUACAUUUCAAGUUAAUUUGAAAAAUGUUCAUCAUUGUAAAUAUAUAUUUCUGUCCAUACGUUUCUGUCAACUUUUGCAUAUGUUUCCUGAAAAACUCUUAAGUUUUACUCAGUUUUACAUCCACUCCUGAAAUAUAGGUGUAUGCACACUCCUCAAGAAGCUCUUGUGAUUAAAGCUGCUCGUUAAUCAGAAUGGUUUACUUACAUGAUGGUAAUCCAAGUGAUGAAUUUGCUGCAGGUCUUCGAAUGGGUGUACGCAGUGCUGUGUGACAGAGCCUUGCUUGAACAUUGUUUGAGACAAAUAAUGAAUGUGAUGAUGCCAUGACAACAUUUGAAUGUAUAAUAGAAGCUGGGCUCCAGAUAGUGCCUUGAGCCAUUCAGUGUUUGCGCACAUUGGGUACUGAUGCUUUUCUUUGGGUAUUCAUCAUAUAGUAGAGCUUUUGUUUGUUGCAGGGUCAAUAAUCGUUUCAUGCCUCAAACCUUUAUCCUACAAUUAUGAUAACCAUAUUUCUUGAAAGUGCUAGAGGAGGCUUUACUUUACACCUGGAAAAAAGUCAAGCACCACCUCUGUUUUCCUCUAUCCUGAAGGUCUGGGGACAUCUUCAUACCACUGAUCUCAAUGUGUAAGAUACGCGGAUACCUGCUGAAUAGCCAGUACGAGAACACAGUUUCUCAGGAUGGUCACAUCAUAUGAUGAGGAGCACUUUUCCUCUCGAUUUGAUGAUCACGUGACAAGGACACGCAAAAAGGGAGUGUCAAGGUCACAGUCGAGUGAUCUAGGUACCCACAGUUGUGCAUCUUAUGGCAACGUCUCGAUACGUACACAAAGUCUACAUCCUCCGAUUACCAACAUAAUGGGAGUCUAGUGAUUUGGAGAUGGGUUGCAAUAUCUCUAGAUCUCUGAUAGGUGUCCUGUGUCACGUGAUUGGCAACAAUUCCAAUCCCCGGAGAUCUCGCAGACCGGAAUAGACCAUUGAAAGGGUGGGCAAAAAACAACUCCUGGGAACAGCUACAAAACGUAAACAGAUCAUUGAUUUCUGUAUUUACCAAGUGUCAAUUUUGAAGCAAAAACAAAUGUUUCAUGGGGAAAAGUAAUACAGGCUAGGAUAUUAAGACAUGACUUUUAUAUGGAAAUAUGAAGAAAGUGGUGAUUAACUUGUGUCCAGGUGUAUGGCUCGUCAGUUGAAGGCACCCACUGUUCCUCCAGGGUCGCUAGCUUGUAGUGUGCACGUGUAACCAUUGUUACUUCUAUACAGUUACCUGAUAUUGUUGUCCUUGUUUAGUAUCUGCCGGUCAGUUGUAUAUAACUGUUAGCCUAUAAAUACUUGUACACUAUUUAUGCAUCUUUGUUUGCAAUAAACCACUUUUGUAUUUA
This is a messenger RNA of Haliotis rufescens (red abalone), 6799 nucleotides long. RefSeq names its product sodium/hydrogen exchanger 10-like. Gene Ontology annotation, cellular component: membrane. The coding region runs from base 77 to 4531 and encodes 1484 amino acids. Gene Ontology annotation, molecular function: sodium:proton antiporter activity. The record is from RefSeq and is a predicted model, not a curated record. Gene Ontology annotation, biological process: proton transmembrane transport. The transcript has 27 exons. Lineage: Eukaryota; Metazoa; Mollusca; Gastropoda; Lepetellida; Haliotidae.